Messenger RNA from Brassica napus (rape), 2539 nucleotides. RefSeq names its product F-box/LRR-repeat protein 13-like. Gene Ontology annotation, molecular function: protein binding. The transcript has 3 exons. The record is from RefSeq and is a predicted model, not a curated record. NCBI's taxonomy places the organism in Eukaryota, Viridiplantae, Streptophyta, Magnoliopsida, Brassicales, Brassicaceae. The coding region runs from base 796 to 2205 and encodes 469 amino acids.
UGAUAUAUUAAGUAAAAAAUAAUAUAUUAACUAAAAUUUAAUAAAAUAUUAAGUACAAAUUAAUGAUAUAUUAUAAAUAUAGUGACUCAUAUGUAUAUCUCAUAUACACAUAUUAAGAAACAAAUCAAUGUUUUAUUAUAAAUAUGUAUUACUUACAAAGUAAACAAUUUUCUAAGAAUCUCAGCUAUAGUAUUUUAAGAAAUUUAUUUUUUCUAAAUAAAUAAUUCUUAAAAUUGAAGAUUUGAUACCAUUAAAUAGUCAAGAAUGCAUACAAAUCUAAAAUUACUAUUUUUAUAAGGUCAAAUCUCUCUCUCUCUCUCUCUCUAAAUAUAUAUAUAUAUAUAUAUAUAUAUAAAAGAUGUUUGUUCAUAAAGUCAUAUUUUUAUAAAUAAAUUCAAAAUAUUUCUAAACUUUAAACUAAUAUUAAUUUAAUAAAAUUAAUAAUUUUCACUAGAUAUAUCGUAAAGUAAUGACUCUAAAUGAAUACAAUUGUAUAAAAAACAAGUACAUUUAUCUAUAGAAAGAGAAGAAAAAUCCGUUAAAAUUUAUUUUUUAGAAACGAAAAGUUUAUUUUUAAAAUAAAAGAGUAUUAUACUAGAUUUUGAACCGCAAAGAAUACAAAAUUUCGCGGAAAAAAGAGAUCAUCCACUAGUAUAUAUAUGUGUAUUUUGGUAAAGAAAAUUUCAUCAUCUCAGAAAUUAGAAACGUGUAGAGAUAAAAAUCCACCACAAUCUAUCUCCCCUCUAUAGCCAAUCUUUAAAAACCCUUACUUAUUCUCCUCUCCUUUUUGAUUUGAUGUUUACGUUCAUGGAUGCAGCCAGAGUGAAACCUGCUCUUUCCACCAACCCACCUAGCGAAGUUGAUCGGCUAAGCAGUUUGCCAGAUUGCUUGAUAUUCCAGAUAUUCUUAAAUCUUCCGACCAAAGAUGUGGUUCAGACUAGUGCGUUGUCCACCAGAUGGACAACUCUCUGGAAAGACGUACAUGGUCUGGAUUUGGACACCGAGGAUUUCAAUACACACGAAACAUUCGUGAGUUUUGUCGAUAACUUUCUUGAACGCAACCGUGGUUCGUACAUACAUCUGUUUAAGGUAACAUACGAUUCUUCUUAUAAGCCUGAUCUUGUCAAUCGCUGGGUCGACACUGCUGGUAGGCUUAAAGUUGAACAUCUCGACGUUUCGGACGAUUUAUCUGCUCAGGAUAUCAUGAUGAAUCCAACAGUUUACACUUGUAGUAGCUUGGUGUCCCUAAGGCUCGUGGGAAUGAGCUUACCUAGUCCCGAGCGUGUUUCAUUACCUUCUCUCAAAGAUAUUGUUUUAAUCGUCAUUGAGUAUACCAACCCAUGGGCAUUAGAGAAGUUAAUCUCACAAUGCCCAGUUCUUGAAAACGUUAGUAUUGAUAGAAUUUACGGUGAUGGAAUGCCCAUUUUACGUGUGCGUUCCCAGUCUCUAUUGAGCUUCAUGCAUUAUUGGGAUAAGAAUGAUGAUUAUGAGAAAGAUCGUAUAGUUGAAAUUGAUGCUCCCAUGCUUAAGUGUCUGAGGAUCACUGAUGGUGGAACUGCAAGCUUCAUUAUAAAGAAUCAGCCUUCCCUUGUAGAAGCUGAUAUAGAUACUGUGUUUAGUUUGACAACUGAAAGGUUGCUACAAGUUGCAAAUGAAAUACAAAAGAGAGAUAUGGUUCGUGAUUUUCUUGUUGGGAUCUCUAAGGUGAAAGAUCUGACCAUCGCCUCCUCUACUCUCGAGGUCAUAUAUGAUUACGCAAGAUAUGUACAACUACCGGUAUUUCGUAACCUGUAUACCUUGUGUGUCAGGUUCAACAGCUACAUGUGGGAGAUGUUGCCAGUCUUUCUUGAAGUCUGUCCAAAUCUAAAAACUCUUGUCGUGGGAACUAGUGAAAAUUACCUCAUGGUGGGAAUUACUGUUAUUGCGAGGCCUUGGAAUCUGUUAUCAUCUCUAGAGCAUGUUGACAUAGAAAGGCCAUUGAAAGGGGAGGCGUUGGAGAUGGCACUAGUGGGUUACUUACUCGAGAACUCACCAAACCUCAAGAAACUAUCAUUAAGUUUGCAUGAUUCCCUAAAGAAAGGAAAAUAUGUCCACAAGCUAACAUUAAGCUUGGAUGAUGCCCCAAAGAAAGAAGAAUCUGACAUCUUCAUAGAACUCCUUAACUUUCCGAGACUCUCUUGCUCAUGCCAAAUUAUUGUACGAUGAUCCUCAUAGUCAUCAGCAAUAGACAUAUAUGUUUGUCUUUGAUAACUAUUUGUUUCUUCUUAGUUUAUUAUGACAUUGGAGUGUUGAAGUUGGUAUGAUAAUUAUAGUAUUUAUCAUAUUUAUGAGUCAAAUAAGUAUUUGAUUUAUCGUGGCUUAAAGCAUAUAUGCUUUGGAAUUUGUGAAGAUGGUUUUGUGCUUCCUUCUUUUGUCUUGCAUGGCUAUAUAUAAUUUUUUUGUAUUUAAACAAAACAAUUGGGACCUUUUAAAAACCACAAAAGCAUUUCUGGAAGCACAUUUUUACCUCCAAAAAUCACCUUUUUAUUAGUGGGAAUAA